Porites lobata is the source of this 1125-nucleotide messenger RNA. The record is from the annotation of a GenBank genome assembly. NCBI's taxonomy places the organism in Eukaryota, Metazoa, Cnidaria, Anthozoa, Scleractinia, Poritidae.
AUGUUGGCAAACGAUGUGGCGAUUAUCUUCGUUGUUGUCUAUGCAGUGGAGGCUGCAUUGAUAAUCUUUGGAAACGCGUUCACCAUCUUUGUGUUCUCAACUUUGACUCGGACAUCGCACAUAAAAAGAACUUGUUAUCUCUUGAUAAAUCUGGCCGUUGCUGACCUAUUUGUGGGUAUUACAGAGCCCAUAGUUCUCGGGACGAGCAAGUUCCAUGAAAUGACGGCGACAACGUCAAAACAGUCAAAACUGAAGGGAAUGAACGAAAGAAAGUCCCUGAAGGAAAAAAGUGAAACAGAACUACCAGAAGCAAUGCAACUUUUUGCGUUAAGUGCAUCAGUGUUUUUUCUCGCCCUCAUUUCGCUCGAGCGCGCUUUUGCUGUGUUAAAACCGUUGCGUCAUCGUGUUGCUAGCACUCGCGUUUACAUCUACAGUAUUGUCGUCGUAUGGGCUGUAGGAAUUUUCAUAUUUGGUCUGCUGGUUCUUAUCUAUUAUAUCGACCAAAAGAUGGAGAUGAAGACUCUUCAUCUUGCUGUACAUAUUUGCCUUUUCAUCUCUAUUCUGGUGAUUUGUGCGAGCUACCUCAAAAUACGAGCACGAUUGAGUAGCACUGCACCCGAAGUAGCCGUUGUCAACAGCCGUCAAACCACUCAGCACAACGUGCGACUUUCAAGGACUCUCUUCGUGGUGAUCGCUUUGUCGCUUCUGUUUUGGCUGCCAGUGUUUGCUGUUUACAUAGGUUUGUACAUCUGCCACUGUAGACUUCACCCAUACAUGAAGUGGACGGUCGAUGUUUUAGUUCUUGCCAAUUCUUUGGUUAACCCAUUCGUGUACAGCUUUAGGAUGCCUGUAUUCAAAGAAGCGUUGGAGAAAUUGUCGAGAAAACGAACGAGACAUAUCGAGGCUACAAGUCGGGGUUUGAGUCUAUUUCCUACUCCGAGGAUAAAUCACACCAGUUUCUGGGCUGCCGCAACGUGUGGGGGUUCUCAGUUAAAGCCCUGUACGGAAAGUGGAGAUCAGCAUAUUACAGCGAGUUCACCGAAGCUUUCACCUGCAGUCAGCACUUCUUGCAAUGGUGCAAGACAAGCAACUACUCCUUUGACCUCCAUAGUGACCCGAUUAUAG